AUGUCGCGACAAACGGACAACUGGUCCUCUGAGGCCUAUCAACACGCCGCCUCGUUUGUGCCAAAGCUCGCCGGCAAGGUUAUGGAAUGGCUUGACCCUCAAAAAGACGAUGUGAUCCUUGACAUUGGCUGCGGUGAUGGCGUUCUGGAUGUCCAGAUCGGCCAGAUCCUUGCACAGGGUACUGGCCGCCUGCAUGGCGUCGACAGCUCGGCUGCCAUGAUUGCGGCCUCCCAGAAAGCUGUUCAGGCCUCGGGAAUAAACAACUGCACCUUCGAGGUCCUAGACUGCAACGACCUGGUCACCAGGCCCGAGCUACAGAAGCAGCAAUUCACAAAGGCCUUCUCCAAUGCCGCCAUGCACUGGAUCCUGCGGGCCGAGGACAAGCAGGAGCAGUUCUUCCGGGGCGUCGCCGCCGCCGUCCGCCCCGGAGGCACGUUCGCCUUCGAGAUGGGCGGCCUGGGCAACGUCUCGGAGCUGGCGGUCGGCAUCAUGGGCCCCGUGGCGCGGCGGAUCGGGCUCGAGAGGGCCAGGCAGGCCAACCCCUGGUUCUUCCCGGACGAGGAGUGGACGCGGCGCAUGAUGGAGGAGCGCGUCGGCGGGUGGAAGGUGGAGCGCGUCGAGCGCGAGUGGCGGCCGACGCCCGCCGACGCCGGCGGGGUCGAGGGCUGGGUGCGCCUCAUGGGCAAGCAGUUCUUCGACGCGGUGCCCGAGGCGCAGCGGGAGGAGUGCGUCCGCGAGGCGCUGGGCCCGCUCGAGGCCGUUUGCGCGCGGCCGGACGGGGGUUACAUCUUCCACUACGUCCGCCUGCGGGUCUUGGCCCGGAGAGUAUGA
Messenger RNA from Thyridium curvatum, 831 nucleotides. RefSeq lists its product as uncharacterized. The record is from RefSeq and is a predicted model, not a curated record. NCBI's taxonomy places the organism in Eukaryota, Fungi, Ascomycota, Sordariomycetes, Thyridiales, Thyridiaceae. Bases 1 to 831 code for a protein of 276 amino acids. The transcript has 4 exons.